Molecule: messenger RNA, 1684 nt
Organism: Pseudocercospora fijiensis CIRAD86
Lineage: Eukaryota; Fungi; Ascomycota; Dothideomycetes; Mycosphaerellales; Mycosphaerellaceae
Exons: 1
Coding region: 895-1164 (89 amino acids)
Source: RefSeq, a predicted model, not a curated record
GAAUGCGAGUCAGGCGCGUGGAAAAUCGAAUCGGCUAUUCACUAUGACCGCUACUCAUAACACUUUCCGCAAUUGAUGGACUGCCCUGCGCGCCGCUACCCGAUCAACGCAGCUUUGUCCCAAUCCAGUAGAUGUUCUUUCCACUUCGAUGUCUGUGCUACCGUGAAACAGCUGCGGCACCUGUUUGAUCAAGUGACUUUCGGAGAAUACCUGAAACUGGCACUGCACUCUGCACACCUCACUACUGCUGCGCCUCGCUGAGCAGCUCUCUGUGAGCUUGCUUUCAACACCACAGCACGCCGACCACCUUCCUCUGGUCGAAGGAUAGCGGCGCGUGACUCUGUUGCUAUGGCGUUCAUCCCAAGGCAGACUCCGACUCUCUCCGACAACUGAAUCACGAGCAAGCGUGGCAACGAAUCGUGCAGUCAGCGCAAACGCCGCAAAGACAUGCACUCCACUUGCAUGCCUGCCUUCCAGAACACCCACCACAAUGCAAUCAAAGAUAUGGCCCACAGAAUCACCGGCUGGGAAGAGGCAACCCGUUCCAGCGGGAACACCACGCGCAAGCUUCUCCAAGCGCUUCGUCUCACAUUGAUGAAAGUAUAUUGCCAUUGCCCAUCCUCACGCAACCUUGGCGACAGCACAUCCUGUCCACGCUACCACGACUCGGAUCCACUCUCAACACUCGCAUGAGCCCAGUUAGCGUUCAGCAUGGCUUGCUAGGCCUGUAAUUCUUCCAACUCGAAAAGUUGGCCCAUGCAGCUUUUCUUCCAAAUGGCACACCACUGUCAUCCCAGACAUGAUGUGGCCAUUAUUACCUGAAAGCCUGGAAACACGCUUGCUCGACUGAGAAGCACAGAAGAUGGCUGGCACCAGUUCGGUCAUCAGAACUCAAUGCGGACUUCAUCUGAGAUGCGUCUUGACGGCGCCCACUUCUACCGACAAAACUCCAACAUUGCUUGUGAUACCCAGUACAUAAACAAGAUCAGGGCAUCACCGAUCCUUGUCCAGGGAUAUUACUGGUCCACGAUUCGAGACCUGAUAUCAAGACGACGGAAAGGGCGAGACCACUUUCAUCAGUGGCCGCGUGCGCUUUUAACACCAUUGCGCCAUUUCCUGCUUCCAUAUGCCACCACGAUUCAUCGCAACGUUCGCCCAAAAUGAAUCUGCUUGAUCCUAGACACCUGACCUCACAUUUGAAUGUCAAGCCGGGGUAUCGCAGUUUCAAAAUAAGACUCGCAGAGCUGGCUGCUCCCGAGCUUCUCCUCGACAUGGCAACACUCCCAAAGAGUAGCUGAACGAUGACCGCCACCGCAUUGAUUGGUCGAGAGCGGUGUCCAUUCAAUCCGCAAGAAGGUUGUACAACCUACACCGCUGCCUCUUCACUGGAUACCGCUGUGCUGGAUUGGAGCGAGCAUUGCUUUUCAUGGGAAUAUGUUGUCCCAGCAUGCCCACGUUGCGAAGCUGCGUCUGCAUAAAUGGACUGUCGGAGAUUGUGGUGUUGCAUUUGACAUGAAUGAACGCCGACAGCAUGCACCUACUGUACGGCGACGCAUCUGUGAAAGGACAUUAUAUUUGCCGCUCGAUGGGAGGUCGGAGAAGAGCAAUUUGCCCUCGAAUGCCAAUCGCUUCUGAUGAUGAGCUGCAAAAGCAUUUCACGCAGUCAUUCAUUCUGCCCCUGAAC